AUGAGCAAUCCGGAGGUAUGCACGAUUCCAGAGGUCUUUGAAUCUCGAAAGCGCAAGAUUCUCGCGGACUUGUCUGUCCCAGACACAGAGUAUACGGAUCUCUCACCCAAAGGAUCGGUAGAUGAGGGCAUCCGCGACUUGAUCCGCGAUAUCAACGCUCUGCCUGGUCUGGUGACCACCAGUAGCUGUUCUGGACGAAUUAGCGUCUUCUUGGAGGGGAGAAAAAAGCAAAAUGACCACCAGCAGGACCAACGGCAGUUCGCGCCCUCUGGAGGCAAAGGCGCAGGGAAGUGGCUAUAUGUCUCGCACGAUCCUUUGAAUGGCCAUUGUCCGAGAAGCCUGCAUGAAUUGUUUGGGAUGGUUCCUGGAAAUGGAAAGCCUCCGGGGCUGAAAGGAGGUCAUGCCCCGCGUCUGGUGCGCUUCCACUACGAUCCUAUGAUCCUUCAUAUUAUGGCAGCCACACUUCACCACGCUCAUCCUGUAUUGUCAGCUGCUGCAACUUCUGGAUUUCGGGAAAGUGGACUGCAGAGUCUCCGUUGCCUUGAAGGCGAGAAUGGCCCAAGCCCUAUUGUUGCCGUGCGCUCUGCUGGGUUGUCUCUCGAAUCCGAGCCUGUCAUCCGCAGUCUGGUCACAGAAGAAUAUCUUCAAAUGCUAGUCGCCAUCUCAAACGAGAGGUUUUUAGUUAAUGCAGAGCGCAAGGAAAGAUUCCGGACAAACCUGCUCAAACUUUGCUCGACGGAGCAACUUUGUGGGCCAAAGACAAGGUCAAAAGCUAAACAUGAGGGCUGGGAAGAUCCUGCGGCACGCAGAGAGAGGAAGAGGACAGAAGGGCUAAUGAGGAAGAAGUUUCUCGAGACUCAGACAAAAUCUGCUGACCAUUCGAGUACAGGGACAUACGAAAUGGGAUGGGGGAGUGGUCCAAUGCCAUUAUGA
Aspergillus fumigatus Af293 is the source of this 933-nucleotide messenger RNA. NCBI's taxonomy places the organism in Eukaryota, Fungi, Ascomycota, Eurotiomycetes, Eurotiales, Aspergillaceae. The record is from RefSeq and is a predicted model, not a curated record.